AUGAAGUUCCUGCUGGCCAUCAGCAUCGGGCACUUGUCCCAACUCACUCAAGCGCACCAUCACUUCCCUCACUUUGUCAUCAACGUCCAAGUUACUGGUGCACACUACCGAAGACCUACAUGGGUGAAGGCAGGCCAGGAUGUCAUUGGUUUCCAAGCAUAUAUCAACACAGAAUCAUUCCAUCCAGGCCCCUUACAGAUUUGUCUCUCCAAAGCACCGGGUGAUGUUCGCGACUACGAUGGCUCUGGUGACUGGUUCAAAAUUUACCAGCUUGAACAUCAGCCUGGCUCUACGAAUGACUUAGCAUGGCUGUCUUGGCAUAAGAAACAGUUUACCUUUAAGCUCCCCGCCGAGAUCCCGCCAGGCCAGUACCUGAUGCAAAUCGAGCAGACCACCACUCAUCCCUCCUACACAGACCGUGGGUUUUACAUUCAGUGUGCACACAUCGAGAUGACCAGCAGCUAUAACGGCUCUCCCUCACCCGGGUUCAAGAUUCCGGGGGUAUACAUCCGCGAGCAGUCAUUCUUCAAGUACCAUUGGGCAAAGCCACAGUCGACCGUUUGCCCGCUCCCUGGACCCGCCAUGUCGCCAAACAAUAACAACGUGAACAGGAUUCUCUGA
Bipolaris maydis ATCC 48331 is the source of this 621-nucleotide messenger RNA. RefSeq names its product glycoside hydrolase. NCBI's taxonomy places the organism in Eukaryota, Fungi, Ascomycota, Dothideomycetes, Pleosporales, Pleosporaceae. The record is from RefSeq and is a predicted model, not a curated record.